This is a messenger RNA of Microbotryum saponariae, 350 nucleotides long. The record is from the annotation of a GenBank genome assembly. Lineage: Eukaryota; Fungi; Basidiomycota; Microbotryomycetes; Microbotryales; Microbotryaceae.
AUGGAUCUGCGCACCCGGGGCUACUUGCGCAUUAUGACUUGUUUGUACGUGCGCCAAAAAUCGUGCAAUUGCGCGCCAUUGGGCCUUCAUACGCGCGUCAUUCACAGCUUUGCAUCCCUUGGACACACUUUUGGUCUCUAACGCGCUCUGAAUUCAUCGGAGUUGCGCCCUUUUCAGGAAAAACAUCUAUUUCUGGCCCCUAUUGGCGGUCCACGCGCGUUUCGCUCACUGUUUAGACUCGCUCGCCCCACCGUAUCCGCGCAUGGACGGAGCAUUACACGCGCUACAGCGCGCUCAUGCGCGCGCAAUCUACUCAAUCUACGCGCUUUUUGGCAUUUUUCAAAAAAUAA